Molecule: messenger RNA, 992 nt
Organism: Sinocyclocheilus anshuiensis
Lineage: Eukaryota; Metazoa; Chordata; Actinopteri; Cypriniformes; Cyprinidae
Product: polymerase delta-interacting protein 3-like
Exons: 4
Coding region: 324-953 (209 amino acids)
Source: RefSeq, a predicted model, not a curated record
ACGCUUCAGACGGCGUUCAUGUAAACCGCGGGGGCGUUUCAGCCUAAUUCUUUGUUUAUAAACGCAGUCGUGUAGGCUGAGCGCAAUGUCCCGCCUUCUCCCGCCGCUGAUUGGUUAAUAUGCCCGUUUGAGCCGCGCUCUGAUUGGCUGACGCGUCCUGCGCGUUUCUGUUCGCGGCUGUUUUUACAAACAAACAAACCUCGUACCUUGUGUUAAUUUCAUUAACUUCGGCCGUUCUUUCACAUUAUCGACACCUCUCGCGUGAACUAGAACACGUAACGCAGCCGUGUUAUAACAACACGACGUGCUUCAGAGAUUGAUCGAUGAAUCGGCCGAUAUCCGUCGAGCGACAGAAGCCCAUAUAUGGCAGAGGGGCGGGGUCAGUGGGCAGGACCUUCGAUGCCCGCCAGAAGAUCGGCAGCAGUGACGUCAGACAGCGGCUGGGAGUGGGCGGAACUACAGGAGCGUUCCAGGUAAAGGACGCGAGAGAGAAGCUGGGACAGAAAGACGCACGGUUCCGGAUCCGGGGUCGAGGGGGCGGAGCCGGAGCCGGUGCAGUACAGGACGCGCGGCAGCUGAUCAACUCGCGCAAACAGCAGCAGACUCCGCCUCCGAGCGUGACGCCCGUCAAACCCACGGGAAUCCCUCACGUCCAGAUCCACAACACCGGCCCCGUCUCUGCCGGCCCCCGGCCCCAGAACGCCAGAAUGGGUGUGGCCCUGCAGCCAGGAGGCGGGAUCACAAAAGUAGUGGACGCACGCGAUAGGUUGAGCUUAAAGAGGAGCGUCCCGACGGCGUCCAAUCAGAGCGCAGCGCCUCUGAAGAUCACCAAAACCAUCCAGCAGAGGCCUGUGGGAAUGACCAGCGGGAUCCGCUUCAACGUUCCCAGUGCCGCCGCUCCGGUGAGACUCACACAUCAGUCACCACACCAUUCCUCAGAAACACUUUCAUAAUCAGCAGUGCUUUCAGAUGACACUGUUAAUCCAUUAGUC